Cotesia glomerata is the source of this 491-nucleotide messenger RNA. Its product is annotated as 60S ribosomal protein L34-like. Gene Ontology annotation, cellular component: ribosome. The record is from RefSeq and is a predicted model, not a curated record. NCBI's taxonomy places the organism in Eukaryota, Metazoa, Arthropoda, Insecta, Hymenoptera, Braconidae. Gene Ontology annotation, biological process: translation. Gene Ontology annotation, molecular function: structural constituent of ribosome. Bases 84 to 443 code for a protein of 119 amino acids. The transcript is spliced from 4 exons.
AUGGCGCUGCGAUACAAGAAUAGUAUGUGUCUCUAAUUCUUUUCUUUUAGACCCUUUUCCGUGCAAACAAGCAUCGAUUGAAAAUGGUCCAACGCCUGGUUUUAAGACGACGAUUGUCGUACAAUACCAAAAGCAACAGGAGACGCAUUGUGCGUACACCUGGUGGUAAAUUGGUCUACCAAUACCUGAAGAAGCCCAAGAAGAUCCCCAGGUGCGGGCAAUGCCAUGACAAGCUCAGAGGUAUCCAACCAGCGAGACCAAUGGAGCGGUCACGUAUGUGCAAACGUAAGAAGACAGUAAAGCGCGUCUACGGAGGUGUCUUGUGCCACAAAUGUGUCAAAGAAAGGAUCGUCCGUGCCUUCCUUAUUGAGGAACAGAAAAUUGUCGUGAAAGUAAUCAGAGCACAACAGGCAUCCACUAAAGCUAAGAAGACCGAUAAAUAAACCAAUAAACUGUCUUAUCUUAAAUUAAUAAAUAAUUUUCAAAAAUAA